Benincasa hispida (wax gourd) is the source of this 1113-nucleotide messenger RNA. The record is from RefSeq and is a predicted model, not a curated record. Lineage: Eukaryota; Viridiplantae; Streptophyta; Magnoliopsida; Cucurbitales; Cucurbitaceae.
AUGGAGACGUUUUAUGGAGGAUUGAAUAGAGCAUCGCAGAUGGCAGCUGGUAGACUUAUGGACAAAUCUUACACUGAGGCUAAAGAGAUACUAGAUCACAUUGCUAAACACAAUAUGGAAUGGAUGGAUGAUACGUAUGAUGGAAGAGCUGACAGGAAGAAAAGAUCUCAGAACGUUAAUUCUAUCGAUUCCAACGCAAUAGCCACACUUUCUACUCAAGUGGCUAUGAUGACCAGCCUUCUACAGAACAUAACGUUGGGAAACGGAUCAAAUCAACAGAAGGUGAAUCAGGUAGAGGCGUUUGGGCAGCCCAUGGUUAGCUGUGUGGGCUGUGGAGAUCCUCACUUCUAUGCUGAAUGUUCACAAAACCCUCAGAGGAAAUCAUCAGAAGCACCACCCAGGGGCGAACCAUCAGCAAAGGAAUGGACCGCCGCCUGCAUUUCAACAAACGCAUCAACAAGAUCAACGCCCUUUAAUAGAGGAGGACAGACGUCGAGCUCAAGAUCUACGCUUGAGAACCUAUUGAAGGAGUACAUAGCCCAAAAUGACGCGUUGCUGAAAAUUCAGGCGUCAUCUAUCAGAAACCUAGAAAUCCAGGUAGGGCAGAUAGCGAACGAGUUGAAAAGCAGGCAACCUAGAGUUUUACCUAGCAAUAUUGAAACACCUAGGAACAAUAAUGGAAAGGAGCAAUGUCACAUGGUGACAUUGCGAAGUGGAAAAGCUCUUGAAAAAAGAAGAAUGAAUUCAAGAAAUAGCAGUCCUUUGAAAGAACGCAUCACACGUUCAAUGGAUCAGGAAAAAAGAAUGCCCGAGACUACAAGCCAUUCAGAACCCAGUACGUUUAACGUAAGAAAGCCUGAAGUGACUUUGAAUGCACCAUUUCCUAGGCAUCUGAUGAAGAAGAAUGAUGAACAACAAUUCAAGCGCUUUUUUAAGCUUCUAAAGCAGUUGCAUAUCAACAUUCCACUAAUAGAGGCUUUGGAGCAGAUGCCAACAUAUGUCAAAUUUUUUAAGGACAUUUUGACGAAGAAGAAAAGAGUCAGUGAGAAGGAAGUAAUAGCGCUAACGCAGAAGUGUAACGCGUUAGUAAGCAACAGUGUACCAAAUAAGUAG